This is a messenger RNA of Echinops telfairi (small Madagascar hedgehog), 3906 nucleotides long. RefSeq names its product WD repeat domain 48 (gene WDR48). Gene Ontology annotation, molecular function: ubiquitin binding. Lineage: Eukaryota; Metazoa; Chordata; Mammalia; Afrosoricida; Tenrecidae. The transcript is spliced from 19 exons. Gene Ontology annotation, biological process: double-strand break repair via homologous recombination; protein deubiquitination. The coding region runs from base 19 to 2052 and encodes 677 amino acids. The record is from RefSeq and is a predicted model, not a curated record.
GGAGUGUCAACAUGCAAGAUGGCGGCCCAUCACCGGCAGAACACGGCAGGUCGGAGGAAAGUACAGGUGUCCUAUGUUAUUCGAGAUGAAGUGGAGAAGUACAAUCGGAAUGGGGUCAAUGCCCUGCAGCUGGAUCCAGCACUGAAUAGACUCUUCACCGCCGGCCGAGACUCCAUCAUAAGAAUAUGGAGUGUAAAUCAGCACAAGCAAGAUCCAUAUAUAGCAUCGAUGGAACACCACACCGACUGGGUAAAUGACAUCGUGCUCUGCUGUAAUGGGAAAACAUUAAUAUCUGCUUCUUCUGAUACAACGGUAAAAGUAUGGAAUGCACAUAAGGGAUUUUGCAUGUCAACAUUAAGGACACAUAAGGAUUAUGUCAAAGCCUUAGCAUAUGCCAAGGAUAAAGAACUGGUAGCCUCAGCUGGAUUGGACAGACAGAUAUUUCUUUGGGAUGUGAAUACUCUAACAGCACUGACUGCCUCCAAUAACACUGUCACAACUUCUUCUUUAAGUGGGAACAAAGAUUCUAUUUAUAGCCUGGCAAUGAAUCAACUGGGAACAAUCAUUGUAUCAGGGUCCACCGAGAAGGUUUUAAGAGUAUGGGAUCCAAGAACGUGUGCAAAACUUAUGAAGCUCAAAGGGCACACAGAUAAUGUGAAAGCAUUACUGUUGAACAGAGAUGGCACACAGUGUCUCUCCGGCAGUUCUGAUGGGACAAUUCGCCUGUGGUCCCUUGGGCAGCAGAGAUGCAUAGCAACAUACCGAGUGCAUGAUGAAGGUGUUUGGGCUUUGCAAGUCAAUGAUGCCUUCACCCACGUCUACUCUGGAGGAAGGGACAGGAAGAUUUACUGUACAGACCUAAGAAACCCUGACAUUCGGGUGCUGAUUUGUGAAGAAAAGGCACCAGUUCUCAAGAUGGAACUUGAUAGGUCAGCUGACCCCCCUCCUGCCAUCUGGGUGGCAACAACUAAGUCUACCGUAAAUAAAUGGACACUGAAGGGAAUUCAUAAUUUUAGAGCCUCUGGAGAUUAUGACAAUGACUGCUCAAAUCCUAUAACACCUCUUUGUACGCAGCCUGACCAGGUUAUUAAAGGGGGUGCGAGUAUUAUCCAGUGCCACAUUCUUAAUGAUAAGAGACACAUAGUAACCAAAGAUACCAAUAAUAACGUGGCAUAUUGGGAUGUACUAAAGGCAUGUAAAGUUGAAGAUCUGGGAAAAGUGGAUUUUGAAGAUGAAAUUAAGAAAAGAUUUAAAAUGGUAUAUGUGCCAAAUUGGUUCUCAGUAGACUUAAAAACAGGGAUGUUGACGAUUACUCUGGAUGAGAGUGACUGCUUUGCGGCUUGGGUGUCUGCAAAAGAUGCUGGCUUCAGCAGCCCCGACGGGUCAGAUCCAAAAUUGAAUUUAGGAGGACUUUUACUUCAGGCACUCUUAGAAUACUGGCCAAGAACCCAUGUGAGCCCAAUGGAGGAAGAAGAAAAUGAAGUCAACCAUGUAAAUGGGGAGCAAGAGAACCGAGUGCAGAAGGGAAAUGGAUACUUUCAAGUGCCCCCACACACCCCCGUGAUCUUUGGUGAAGCUGGAGGCCGCACACUGUUCAGGCUGCUCUGCCGCGAUUCCGGGGGCGAGACUGAGUCCAUGCUUCUUAACGAGACGGUGCCACAAUGGGUAAUUGACAUCACUGUGGAUAAAAAUAUGCCCAAAUUCAACAAAAUUCCUUUCUACCUCCAACCUCACGCAUCUUCGGGAGCAAAAACCUUGAAAAAAGAUCGACUCUCUGCCAGCGACAUGCUCCAAGUCCGCAAAGUGAUGGAGCAUGUGUAUGAGAAAAUCAUCAACCUGGAUAACGAGUCUCAAACCACUAGCUCUUCUAAUAACGAGAAGCCGGGAGAACAGGAAAAAGAGGAGGAUAUCGCUGUGCUGGCUGAGGAGAAAAUUGAACUUUUGUGCCAGGACCAGGUUUUAGAUCCCAAUAUGGACCUCCGCACCGUGAAGCACUUCAUAUGGAAGAGCGGAGGUGACCUCACCCUCCAUUACCGCCAGAAGUCAACGUGAAGGGCUACAGACACUCCUGGGUAUUCGUGUACUGACCCUUCUCUGUGGCCCCGAGAGUAGUCCUAGGAAGCCCACUGAGCCCCCUCAGGAGCAAGACUUCUCAUGGACCAGGAGUAUCUUGCCACGGAAGUGACUAAUUGAGAUGUAAAAUAGGCACCAGUCUCCUUGUGUAGAUUAAACUGUCCCCAGGGAGGCAGACACCGGCGAGAAGAGGACCCCCUCCCGUAGACGUACAUGGCUCACAAGAUACACAGAGGACUGAUGGCACAGGCCAGUGCAGCCUGCUGCCUCCUGGUGUUUCCAAGGACCUCGUCUGUCUGCCAGCACGUGAUGAAGACACACUGGUCGGCCACCUCUCUGUCACUGUGUUUCAAACAUACUCCCAACCCACGUGCUCUGUAGCUUUUCUAAGAGGACAUUCCAUUCACGCAGUACCGAUGAAGGCUUUUUUUCCAAGUUUGUCAUAAAAAAAAUAGUUCUCACCGUGGAAAAGUUAUUUUAAUGGGAAUUUGCUGCUGCACAAUUUGAGAGCCAGCCCAUUUCAUAAUAAAUGGUUAAUAUUGGGCUUGUUUUUAAUACCGCAUCUCAGAUAUGUUCUUGUAGGAAGCGCUGUUGAGAUUCCAGGGGCUGGAUCACGGCAGGUUGCUUGCCCCACCGACUGGCCAGCACAGCGUUCCCACACUCUGGGCCGUGAGACAGCCCCGGGGAAGCACGGCGGCCUCACUCCUGCAGUUCCCAGCUUCGUGCUCCCUGAUGCCUGAUCCAGGGAGCAGCCUACACUGUCGGGACUUCAGACCACGAUGAUAUUUUCAUUUCCUUUGAAUGCUACUUAAAAAUUAUGGUGUCUGGGUAAAGAGCUCUCACAGUGACUUGAUUUGAUACUCAUACCCCAGAAGUGUACAUGUUUGUUUUUCCAGAGUUUUAUAUGCAGGUUUUUGUUGUUGUACCUGUGUCCAGAGCUGCUUUUCACGGUUCUUUCUAACAAUCUGAAGCUUUCAGAGUCAUUUGGAUCUUGUACAUAAUGUAGCUAAUUGGGGAUAAACACUUUAACUCUUGGCAGAAAAACUACUUUGGAUUCUCCCCGAGGUCAUUUGUAUUCGGAAUAAAUGGUCCACUCCCAAAAACCGCGGUCAGACAAGCCUCCUAUUCGAAGCCAGAAGCACAAGUGCCUUCAGAGGGCAGUUUUCUCCGGUCCAAUCCCCUCCCCAGCUUGUGUGCGGCCUGUCCCCACAACAGCAGGGGCCAGGGAGGGCUUUUUUUUUUCUACGUUGCCACAGGUCCAGCUGGGGACAGCUGAUGGGCCCCUGACCCAGGUAUUCCUGGUCAAGACAUCCUGAUCCACACAGGGUUCCCUCACUGCUGGUCAGCUUUCUUGGGAAGUAAGUAGGCCCCCGAGCUUUGAAGCAGUGAGCAGAGGCGGGGUCCUGUUUCCAGGGAGCGGCCGUGGCCUUUCUCCCUCCAGCAGAGAGCAGCCCACUUUUUUAACAGGUUCUUUCUACCUAUCUGUUGGAUACCACCGUGCACUUUGGGUGCGCAUUUUUUAGCAAUAGUUACAGAUUAAUGGCGGAACGAACAAACGCAGCUCCCUUACCAGCCCUUCCUUGUUUGCAUGAGGGGCCCGUGAGGUAGAGGAGUGGGCUCAACUGGAGAGGUGCACUCUGCCGAGCCUCACGGAGCAGCCACAUUCCCCGUCAUCGAUUGGACACCCCACCCCACCCCAGCAUGGUUCUACACACACACACACCCUUUUGAUCAAACCAGUAAUGCAAUUUCCAGAAAAUGUCAGUCUGCAAUGCGAAAAGGGUGGGGGAAAUCUGUAUUCACAGUUGUAUAGAAUAAAGGCUUUAGACAUCA